UUCAUCCUCUGCAUUUCGAUGGUCGCAGAGUGGCUGAGAAAACACAGUGCUUUAUAAAAGGCAGGACAGCCAGUGAGGUUAUGUGCUAAAUGUGUGUUAACUCCAAGCCCUGGAGCCUGUAGGUGGGAUGCGAGCGUUGUCAAGGCGACAAGCUAGGGGGCGGGGCCUGGAGCAUCAUCUCAGAGAGCUGUAAGAGAGAGAGAGAGAGAGAGAGAGGGAGAGAGAGAGAUGCCUAUGCGAGUGAGGGGAGAUCGGAAACGCGCAGCAUCUCCUCCCGACGCUGGAGCACUACGCCUCCCAUCACCACUAGAAACAUGCAGACGGAUGGACAGACAUGCUGACGGAUUUAACAAGAUGAAUUCACACUGACAGUUUUGGAAAGAAAAAAAAGGAGGUUCUCGUUAAACAGUGACGAAACGCCGCGCUAUUUUAAGCCCAGGAGACUCGGAUCAGAGGCGCUGCGUUUGGAUGAAGAGAUCAGACCCGGCUAUUCACUUUCUCCUUGUUUCCUGUCAGCCUCAUCACACAGGCUAUCUAUCUCUGUAGACAGGAUUCCUGACAGCAACCUCAACAAAAACAAGUGGUAGUAAAAUGCUAGAUGCUUGAUAAAGGUUUUCAGUUCACAUGAGAAUAUUUGGAGUUUGGCAGUGAGAAGAAAACCACAGGCGAGGGAAGUACAGACUGUCCACUCCACACAACACGACACCUAAAUCAAGGAUUUCUGUCAUCUUCUGAUCAUCUCAUCAUCAGGACUCCCAAGCGUGAUUGUCUGCGUGACCAACCCGAUGAGGACAGUGCUGGGCAAUGGAACGUAACAGACUUUUUGUCUUUGACCUUUGCCCCAUCACAGCAACCUGCCAAGGCUGAGAUCACCACUGGCAACACUUUGUUCUCGUCUUUGUUCUCCUCCCUGUCCCUUCUGUUCACCUGACCCCCUGUUCCUGUCCUCUCUGUCCAUAGCAUCUUGUCUACCUAAAAAAGGUCACGCCUUUUACACUCUAUCCUGGCACUGUUCUAGUGGACAAUCACUUCACCUACCCCCUUCUUGAUUUGAAGGAUAAAAAACAGAAAUGCCAAAAGCAGUCAUGCGCCCACCACGCUGGUGCAAGCAGGACUGGGGCUGUGCCCACAGAUUGGACACUCUCAGCUGCGUUUACGUCCUGUGCGUAGCACUGUGGCUGACUCUGGGUGCGUGUCAGCGCUCCGAACCCAGCGCCAAACACCCAGUUGUCAGCACCAACUAUGGAAAGCUGCGUGGACUCAAAAAGGAACUGAAUAAUGAGAUAUUGGGCCCUGUGGAGCAGUACCUGGGUGUGCCCUAUGCCACACCGCCCAUUGGAGACCGCCGGUUUCAGCCCCCAGAGGCACCUGGCUCGUGGCCUGAAGUGCGCAACGCUACUCAGUUCGCACCCGUGUGCCCGCAGAAUCUCCACGGCGUGCUGCCUGAGAUCAUGCUGCCCGUGUGGUUCACUGACAGCCUGGACGUGGCUGCUACUUACAUUCAGAACCAGAGCGAGGACUGCCUGUAUCUGAACGUCUACGUGCCCACCGAGGAUGGUCCACUCACAAAAAAACAUGAUGAAUCUACAAUGAACCGGCCACGAGACGAAGAUAUCCGUGACCGCAGGAAGAAACCUGUCAUGCUGUUCAUUCAUGGCGGCUCAUACAUGGAAGGAACCGGAAACAUGUUUGACGCAAGUGUGCUGGCAGCUUAUGGCAACGUCAUUGUGGUCACCAUGAACUACAGACUGGGAGUGCUAGGGUUUCUCAGUACUGGAGAUCAGUCUGCUAAAGGGAACUAUGGGCUGCUGGACCAGAUCCAGGCUCUGCGCUGGCUGAAUGAGAAUAUUGGCCAUUUUGGAGGUGAUCCAGAGCGCAUCACCAUCUUUGGCUCAGGAGCUGGAGCCACUUGCAUCAACCUGCUAAUCCUCUCCCAUCACUCUGAGGGCCUCUUCCAAAGAGCUAUUGCCCAGAGCGGAUCAGCCAUCUCCAGCUGGUCCAUCAACUAUCAGCCGCUGAAGUACACCAAGAUCCUGGCGCGUAAGGUCGGCUGCUCAUACAGUGAGACAGCUGAUCUGGUGGACUGCCUGAGGAGAAAAAGCUUCAGGGAGCUAGUGGAUCAGGAUAUACAACCCGCACGCUAUCAUGUCGCCUUUGGCCCUGUGGUGGACGGAGAUGUGGUGCCUGAUGACCCAGAGAUUCUCAUGCAGCAGGGGGAGUUCCUGAAUUAUGACCUUUUGAUUGGUGUGAACCAGGGAGAGGGGCUGAAGUUUGUGGAUGAUGGUGGCUCAGAAAGUGAGGAGGGAAUUUCAGCUGCAGCCUUUGAUUACACUAUCUCCAACUUUGUGGACAACCUCUAUGGAUAUCCUGAAGGUAAAGACAUCUUGAGGGAGACCAUCAAAUUUAUGUACACGGACUGGGCAGAUCGUGAUAAUGGUGAAAUGCGCCGUAAGACCCUGCUGGCAUUAUUCACAGACCACCAGUGGGUGGCUCCAGCUGUGGCCACUGCUAAGCUGCAUGCAGAUUACCAGUCCCCGGUGUAUUUCUACACAUUUUAUCACCACUGCCAGACAGAGACACGGCCUGAGUGGGCAGACGCUGCACAUGGGGAUGAGAUCCCAUACGUGUUUGGUGUGCCCAUGAUUGGAGCAACGGACCUGUUCCCCUGCAACUUCUCCAAGAAUGACGUCAUGCUCAGUGCAGUGGUCAUGACCUACUGGACCAACUUUGCCAAAACUGGGGAUCCUAACCUGCCAGUCCCCCAGGACACCAAGUUCAUCCACACAAAGCCAAACCGCUUUGAGGAGGUCAUCUGGACUAAGUUCAACUCUAAAGACAAGCAGUACCUGCAUAUUGGCCUGAAGCCACGUAUCCGCGACAACUACCGUGCCAACAAGGUGGCCUUCUGGCUGGAGCUGGUGCCUCACCUACACAACCUGCACGAGGAACUCCUGAGCUCCAGUACCACCCGCUUGCCCCCACGGCCUCCGCACUGGAAGAGCCCUGAUGCCCGUGCCACACGCCCACCAUACCCCACCUUCCCUCCAGAUCCAGAUCCUGAGGGCUCAGAGAGGCCACGUUUUUCUCCGUUUCCUAGUGAUGCACGUGACUACUCCACCGAAUUGAGCGUCACAGUGGCAGUGGGUGCAUCUCUGCUUUUCCUCAACAUCCUGGCAUUUGCUGCGCUCUACUACAAACGAGAUCGGCGACAUGAGGCGCGGCGUCACCGCCUAUCCCCACAGAGUGGCAUGCCAGCUAACGACCUGGCACACAGCCAAGAGGAGGAGCUCAUGUCUCUGCAGAUGAAGCGCUCUGAGCAGCGUGACGUGGAGCCACUGCGACCAGCAUGUCCACCGGACUACACUCUGGCAUUACGGCGGGCACCAGAUGAUGUUCCACUUAUGACUCCCAACACCAUCACCAUGAUACCUAGCAGCAUUGCAGGCAUGCAGCAGAUCCACGCCUUCAGCGCUUUCCCCUCCACCACUGGCCACAACAACACAUUGCCUCACCAGCACUCCACCACCCGCGUAUAGUACUGCCCUCUUUUCCUGUCCCUUCUCCAUUCUUCUCUCUCAUCCUCCCUGGUGAAGAAGUACAAUGGGGCCUCCUGGUGGUCCUCUUAUAGACACACAUGAACAGCAAGAAUGAGCUGUAAAUGUUGGCAUUAGAGAAACUGCUUUUUCAGAUGAGACAAGGCUACAAUUAGCAAGGACACAUCCUUGUCCAUUAAUGGUGGCUUUGGGAUUUCUUCCCACAAUGCUCUAAGUGGAAAGGAAUAGUCCAUCAGGGAGAAAGUGACUGUAAUGAAUUGUCUGAUAUAUAUAUAUAUAUAUAUAUAUAUAUAUAUAUAUAUAUAAAUAGAAAGAGAGGAAGAGAGAAUGUUGGAGUUUUCUAGUUUUCUUGUUUUCUUUGCUCUUCCCUCUCUAGGCUGAAAGACUACAUUUAUCAGCCCUACAUUUCUUCUCUCAACAGAUUCCUCUAGUGUUUUUAUCUUUUUUGUCUUUACUCCCUCUAUUAUUUUUGUCUUUAUUCUCAUUGCACUACAUCUCUGUCCUCAUCAAAUCCUCGGAACAUGCUCUGUGACUUGGUGUUAUAUGCAGGGGAGUCCGUUUUAUACAAAACAUAUGUGUAGUAAGCAAAUGAUACACAACGACACAUGGUUCUGUUCUUUCUACCAGCAAUCUUGGUGCCAAGUACUAUAGUGUACCCCUGCAACAAGAUACAAAAAAACGUCUGAUAAAAUAACAACACUGAUCUGGCAACGGCAAGAAAGUUAAAAGUGCCAGCCUGAUUGCUCUCUAUCAUAUCUUUUUGUUGUCUUAUUUGUUUCCGUUUUUCAUAAGCGAAAUUAAGUGUCUUUCUUCUUGUAUAUAUAAAUCAGUGGCAAAGACUGACUGUUUAUCUACAAGUGCAAUGUUGGCCACGAUAGCACUGUUUUAACAAAUUACUUAACAUCUCUCUUACCUGCUUUGAUCUUGUCUACAACACCACUGUCUUUCUGGCCACUUGUGGUGUUACUCUGUUGUUCUUUCAUAUCAGUGUAGAAUUAUUGGUGCUAUUGUUUGAGGAAUGGCCACUGUAGAAGGCAGUAUUUUAUCUUCAGUAUACUAGUGAACUAUCAUAGUCAGAUGGAGUUGUUACACAUAUGAUGCAUGUGUGUAGCCAUUUCUCAGCUUGUGAAAUAGGGCUUGGAAAAAAUUUACAGUGUUACGCUUGUUUUUCAGCAUUCACACUUCAUUUUCUCUCUUAUCUCUCCUUGCUUCUCCUGUUUGCACCUUUAUUUCUAGAGAAUGCUAAUUCUGAGGAUUCUGGAGGGUGUGAGUCAGUAUGCUUGUGUGUGGGGGGGUGUGUGCGCGCGUGUGCAUUUGUGCAUGUGCAGAACAAUGUGUAUGAGCUGUGAGAUGCAUGUCAGCACCUUACAAGAACACUUCUAAUUGAAGAGAAAUUCCAGAAAUAAGUAAAAUGAGAAGGACCGCCAGAAAGACUGCAAUACAAGUUGCAGACCUCUGGUGUAAAAUUCGCCACAUGGUUUUUGCAUUUUCCUUUUUUUACUCCCUUGUUAGCUUUUUGUCAGCAUUCAGGCACACCAUCACACAAGCUUCUGCUGAGCAUGUUUUUUUUUUUGCAUACAUUUGUGAAUGAAUUUCAGUGAUCCCUAAACAUCAAAUUCAUAACUGUGUGAUGUAAUGCUGCACACUCCUUAAAUAUGGUUACAAUAAGCACAGAGAAAGGAGGGCGCUAAAUUAAAUAUUAAUCAGAUUAGAGCAGGUGGACCAUCCAAGAUGUCUGUGCAAUCAAGGCAGACAAAAAAGGCCUAGAAGUACAACACAAUGAGGAUAUAUCAGUCCUUUUGAGGCUUGCUUAGAUGUUUUUUUUUUUUCUGAGUAGUAUUUCAAUGUAUAGCCUGAUACCGACAUUCAUGAGAUUAGGUAUACAUGUGUCCAUCAGAGAAGGUAGGUCUGACACACAAAAACAAAGAAUUAUAGAAUAACACCUUAUUUCUCCAUUAUUGUUUACUGCCAUAUCAAUUUUUUGUCCUAUUCUGAGUUCUGUGAGAGUGAUGGGGGGAGCUUUGCACUUUUGUCUACAAGCUCAUAUGUGGAAGACCUUAUAGACUGCUGCUGUAGCUAACUGAGACUGAAAAGCCUGAAAGCAGGCCAAAGUCUGAUGCUGCACAGUGCUUUGUAACAUAUGGAAAUGUCCUUAGCAUUGCCUGACUAGCAUACUGGAGAUCCUGUAUGCUGGACAACAACAAGUUGGAUUCAGUUCAUACUGGAUUCAAUCUUAGAGGCACAGAAAACCAUCAAGACAUAAAUAAAAGACUUUUACAUGGAAAAACAACUGUGAAUAAUGAUUCAGAGUUUCACUUGUUGGACCCCUGUACCCACGUGAUCACUAUUUGUGGUAGGAAACAUGGCUAACCUUAAAGAAGCAUACCAGAAUGGAAGUGGACAAGAGGUGUAAACAAGAAAAAACCUGACGUUUGCCUUUAAUUCUCUCAGUUUUUGUAUGCUGAACCACUAGAGGGUGACAUUGUGAACAUUGGAGACUUUCUUCUCCUGUUGAAUCUCCAGGUUCUCAGAAAGCAUAUGCUAAGAAAAGAUAUUAUACAGCGAAGAGGACUUAACUGUACAUUUUUCAGUGUAAGAAAAAAAACAACAAAAAUAUUUGUAAAUAUUCUGUUUCUUGUUUGUUCGUUGGUUUGUUUUAUGAGUGAAUGAAAUACUUACUUUGUGAACAGGACAACAGGUACAAGUGUUAAUUCAGCCACUGCAGACAUCAUCAUAUAAAUCUCUCUUUCUGCACUAUAUUCAGUUUAAGGAAUUAACGACCAACUGCAAUCUUACAGGAAGGUUGUUUGCUCUUCAGAGUGAAUAUUCAUCUAUCUGACAUUUUUACACUUGCACUACUAUAAUUAAUCAGCUAUCAAACCCCUAACAUGAAACUUAUUCUGAUUGUUCAUUCAGUAAUUUGUAGUCACUCUAUUUUCAGAUGAUGAGUCACUGUGUGUAAUGGAGGCUGGUAUGAAGUCCUCUGCUCCUUGGGCUUCCUAUAUUAGCAUUUGAACUAAAGAGCAGUAUGGGGAAUGUGUAAGAUUGCCUCCACUUCAUUAAGAAAGAAAAUGCAUCUUACCUCUGCUUAAGUAAGCACUGGGUUUUAUUUUGUUCAUUUCAUUUUUGAGACAUUUACAAAAUGAGAAGCUUUUCUGCUUUCAUUUUUAAAUGCACCUACUGGCAUCUGACCACAUUUAUGACUACCAUUUGGUAAACCUACCAGCCUUGUGGUUUAAAUAAUGAAAAAACAAAAGAAGCACAUGAAAUCCCCUUGGGAGAAACUCGUUUCAAUGAUAAGAUCUGCUGUGCACCAGACCUGUCCCUGUUGUCUUGUUCUUACUUUCUUUGUUGAAAAUCAGAAACCCGAUAAGAUGAAGAAAGUGUGUUAAUAAUGGACUUAAAAUAGAUGAUUAUUAAAAAAAGAAAAUAUAUAAAUAAGGAGAUGAUAUUUCUGUUUGAUUUAGAAAUUAUUACACACUGUAUGCUGUGACUCUGAUCUGGGAAACAUUAAAUACAUUCAUAGCCCUUAA
Pangasianodon hypophthalmus (striped catfish) is the source of this 7087-nucleotide messenger RNA. RefSeq names its product neuroligin 2a (gene nlgn2a). Gene Ontology annotation, biological process: modulation of chemical synaptic transmission; chemical synaptic transmission; presynaptic membrane assembly. The transcript has 9 exons. The record is from RefSeq and is a predicted model, not a curated record. Bases 1071 to 3536 code for a protein of 821 amino acids. Gene Ontology annotation, molecular function: neurexin family protein binding; signaling receptor activity. Gene Ontology annotation, cellular component: cell surface; synapse; postsynaptic specialization membrane. NCBI's taxonomy places the organism in Eukaryota, Metazoa, Chordata, Actinopteri, Siluriformes, Pangasiidae.